AUGGCCAUCGGCGUUGCCAAGAUGACGCGGCAGCAGUCCGCCGCGGAAAAGGCAUUGUACGACCAAACCGACCUGCUGCCGAAAAAGAAGCUCGUCAUUGUCUUUGCGACCCUCGCCCUGACGCUGCUGAUCACGUUUAUCGACCAGAACGGCAUCAGUGUCACCCUCCCGACCAUUGCCCGCGACCUCGACGCCCAAAACACCAUUUCUUGGGCCGGCACUGCGUCUCUGAUCGCCAACACCACCUUCCAGAUGCUCUACGGCCGCCUGUCCGACAUUUUUGGCCGCAAGCGCGUGUACCUGGCCGCCGUCGGCUGCCUGGCACUCGCCGACUUGCUGUGCGGCCUCUCGCGCAACGGACCCAUGCUGUAUGUGUUUCGGGGCGUGGCCGGCAUUGGCGGCGGCGGCGUGACGAACCUCAGCAUGAUUAUCGUGUCGGACGUUGUGUCCCUCGAGCAGCGCGGCUUCUACCAGGGCAUCAUUGGUGCGUGUGUCGGCCUCGGCAACUUGGCGGGUCCGUUCUUGGCGGCCGGCCUCACGGCCCGGACGACGUGGCGCGCCUUUUUUUACCUGCUGGCACCACUGGGCGUGGUCGUCGGGUGCGUGGCGGCGUACAUGCUGCCGUCCAACCCGCCCCAGGGCGGCCUGCGCGAGAACGCGCGCAAGAUUGACUACUGGGGCCUGUUGUCGGCGUCGGCGGCCGUGAUCCUCGUGCUGAUCCCCGUGAGCGGCGGCGGUUCGUACUUCCGGUGGGACUCGCCCAUGGUGAUUAGCAUGCUGGUGAUUGGGGCGCUGCUGUUUGUGUUUUUUAUUGUCGUGGAGCUGCGCAUCGCUCAGCUGCCCAUGAUGCCAAUGCAAAUCUUCAAGAGCCAUGUCAUCACGGUGCUCAUGGUCCAGAGCUUUCUGCUGGGUGCCGUGUACCAGAUCUCGCUCUACUACUUGCCGCUGUUUCUCCAAAACGCACGGGGCUACACCAUUAUCGAAUCGGCCGCGUUCGUGUCCGCCAUGGUCCUGGUGCAGUCGUCGUGCUCCAUCCUGUCGGGCCAGUACCUGUCGCGCAUCAAACGCUACGGCGAAGUCAUCUGGUGCGGCUUUGCUUGCUGGACGCUCGGCGCCGGCCUCAUGCUCCUCAACACACGCACCACCAGUGUUGCCGCCAUCGUCGUGCCGCUCAUGCUGGUGGGCGCCGGCCUCGGCAUGACCCUCCAGCCCACGCUCGUCGCCCUCCAGGCCCACACCACCAAGGCCCGCCGCGCCGUCAUCAUCUCGGUGCGCAACUUUUUUCGCGCCACCGGCGGCGCCGUCGGUCUGGCCGUGGCGGCGGCCGUCCUGCAGGCGGCCCUGCGGGCGCACCUGCCCGUCGAGUACGCCUAUCUGGCCAACAACGCCUUUUACCUGCCCACCAGCUUCGCGAGCACCGCCGCGCGGGAGGCGGUCCUGGACGCCUACAUGGCCGCCAGCCAUGCCGUCUUCCUGCUGCAGGUGCCCCUCAUCGGCCUCUGUUUGCUGGUGUGCAUCUUUGUCAAAGACAAAGGUCUGGAGCCCACGGACGUGCGCGAGGCCAAGAAGAAGGCGGCGCAAGAGGGUGCGACGGGGAGCGACGCCCACGGUGGAGUGGUCCCGGUGCCGGUCGCGACAAGAGACGGCAGUGCCAGUGCCGAUCUCGAAGCCAACGAGGCCGACUCGGACGAGACGCCACCGUCCGGCGAAGACAGCGAUCGGGCUGCUGGCCACGAUCGGCCGGGCAGCGAGAAGAGAAGCCUGCACGACGGGUCUGUACAACAAUCAGUAUCCAAGGGCGAAACGUCGUGA
Sporothrix schenckii 1099-18 is the source of this 1812-nucleotide messenger RNA. Its product is annotated as MFS transporter. The transcript is spliced from 3 exons. Lineage: Eukaryota; Fungi; Ascomycota; Sordariomycetes; Ophiostomatales; Ophiostomataceae. Gene Ontology annotation, molecular function: transmembrane transporter activity. The record is from RefSeq and is a predicted model, not a curated record. Gene Ontology annotation, biological process: transmembrane transport. Bases 1 to 1812 code for a protein of 603 amino acids.